AUGAGAACUACAUUACCAGGUAUAAAUCAGCUACCCAGUUUACAAUCAUUUGGUGCUAAAAAUGAAAGUGUUCAUUCAACUAAUGUUGCUAAUUCAGCUAAUCAAUCUAAUAACUAUUUUGAAUAUAAACCAGCUGUUUAUAAACCAGUUCCACCAACUUCAAUCCCACAUCCACAAAAUCAUUAUGAAUUUCAUUCAAAUUAUUCAUACCAGUCAGCACCUCAAGUACAAUAUAUGACUACAUCUUCUCAAAUUAUUCCUCAAUAUACUUUACAAGCUACAGGAAAUACAUAUACCCCAGGGAAUUAUCAUCAACCAUUAUCAUCACCUUUAGAUACACCAAACUAUAACCCUAAAAUAAUCAGAUCUGGCUCAUCGGAUUCAACAAUGUCAAGUGGGUCCAAUAGUGUUAGAUUACCUUCAAUUCAUGAACUUGUAUCACCAGCUAGUGCAACAUCUUCACCACCUGCAUAUCAUCCAAUACCUCAACAUCAACAAUUUCAACAAUUUCAAGAACAACAACAACGCGUCUUACAACAACCAAGAGCUGUACAGAUGCAACAACCAACUGUUUUACAUCAUCAUAAUCAUCAUCCUAAUUUCAACCCAUCUCAGCCUAUUAUUCAUCAUCAUCACGUUCCUUUACAACAAGAUUUAACAAUUUCUCAUAACCAUCAUAAUCAUGUUCCAACAAGUUAUUCAUCACCAGCCCAUACUAUCCAUCACCUUUCUCAAAUUCAACCUAAAAAGAUCCGUAAGAGAACCAGAACAGGAUGCUUAACAUGUCGUAAAAGAAGAAUUAAAUGUGAUGAACGUAAACCAUCAUGUUUAAAUUGUGAAAAAUCUAAGAAAUGUUGUGCAGGUUAUGUUGAUGUUAUCAAAAAGAAUAAUAGAAAAUCAACAAAUACUACAACUACACAAGCUAUAAUUACAGUAUGA
Molecule: messenger RNA, 939 nt
Organism: Hansenula ciferrii
Lineage: Eukaryota; Fungi; Ascomycota; Saccharomycetes; Phaffomycetales; Wickerhamomycetaceae
Product: Zn(II)2Cys6 transcription factor domain-containing protein
Exons: 1
Coding region: 1-939 (312 amino acids)
Biological process (GO): regulation of DNA-templated transcription
Molecular function (GO): zinc ion binding; DNA-binding transcription factor activity, RNA polymerase II-specific
Source: RefSeq, a predicted model, not a curated record